AUGGCUCUUCCAUCAUCCCUCUACCAGAGCCUCAUCACUAAACUUGUCGUCGUUCUCGACCUCGUGCAACAGUCGGAGGGAAUUACGACGCCGCAAGCCAAGCAGGCUUUAUUGCAUGCGACCAACGAUUUUCGCAAUGCCGUAGCGAAUGCCAGGCGCCUCGCGCUGGAUCUCCCGGGUGGCGAGCUUCUUGUGAGAGAGCAGGAUGAGGUUAUCAGGAUGCUCACCCAGCUUCGGAAUGGGAAGAGGCGUCAGCUGCACCAGUUUUCUACUUUUGUUAUGGCCGCCGAAGACGACAGUAUGGACCUGGAUUCGGCCGCCUCGACGCCGUGA
This is a messenger RNA of Desarmillaria tabescens, 333 nucleotides long. RefSeq lists its product as uncharacterized. The record is from RefSeq and is a predicted model, not a curated record. The transcript has 3 exons. Lineage: Eukaryota; Fungi; Basidiomycota; Agaricomycetes; Agaricales; Physalacriaceae. The coding region runs from base 1 to 333 and encodes 110 amino acids.